Molecule: messenger RNA, 2029 nt
Organism: Phaeodactylum tricornutum CCAP 1055/1
Lineage: Eukaryota; Bacillariophyta; Bacillariophyceae; Surirellales; Neidiaceae
Exons: 2
Coding region: 45-1949 (634 amino acids)
Biological process (GO): SRP-dependent cotranslational protein targeting to membrane; post-translational protein targeting to endoplasmic reticulum membrane
Cellular component (GO): Sec62/Sec63 complex
Molecular function (GO): transmembrane protein transporter activity; RNA binding
Source: RefSeq, a predicted model, not a curated record
UCGAAUAAGUGUCCUACUUGAGCGAGACCUGCUACUGUGGCAAGAUGUUACAGUACGACGAUAACGGAUUUUAUUUCUUCGCGCUGAGUACGCUCAGCUUUUACUUGGUACCUUCCUGGUAUUCCAUUCUACAAAAAGUGUUCAACGCCUUUUGGGUCAACGAUGAAAAGAUUGGUGCCGUCGCGCGGACUUCCGCCGAACAGAAAAAGGCCGAUCAGCUCAAAAAGUCGCAAAAGGGCAUGAGCGUCCUGCAUUCCCAAGGCUUCCUCAUCAACGUCGGUAUUACCCUCGCGCUCAGUAUGCUCUUCGUGUGGCUCUUGUUUAUGGUAUCGCAGGACGGCGAAGUCAACUCGUUCGAUCCCUUCUCCAUUCUCGAAAUUGAUCACGGCUCGGACUCGAAAUCGAUCAAAAAGGCGUACCGCAACCUCUCGCUCAAAUACCAUCCCGAUAAGAAUCCCGGUAACCGCGCGGCGGAAGCCAAAUUCAUGAUGGUCAGUAAGGCCUACGAAACAUUGACGGACGAAACGGCCAAGGAAAAUUACGAAAAGUACGGCAACCCGGACGGCAAACAGAGUUUGGAAGUGUCCAUUGGAUUGCCGUCGUUCUUGCUCGACACCAACAACCGUAAUCUAGUCCUUAUGGUGUACCUUGUCAUCAUGGUGGGGGUCAUUCCCUUUUGCGUUUGGACCUACUACAGUGAUUCCUCCAAGUACGGAGAAAAGGAUGUCAUGUACGAUACCUAUUCGUGGUUCCAUCACACUCUCAACGAACACACGGUCGUCCGAGCCCUCCCGGAAGUCCUCGCGGGUUCCGCCGAAUUCCGCAAACGCAACAUUCCCCGUGACGCGGACGAUAAAAAGGCCGUUUCCGCCGCCGUGACCAACGUCAAAUCGCUCAUGCCUAAACCCAAGUACAAUCAUCCCGUCUGCGUCAAGGGCAACGUACUCAUGCAUUCCCAUCUUUUGCGCCAAGACGUCGCCAAAGUGCACGAAGAAGAUUUAAAGUACAUGCUGCGCUACUCCACUGCACUGAUUGAUGCCAUGAUUUCCGUCUGUAAGCAUCAAGACUCAAUUCAGACGGCGGCUAAUUGUAUUGAAUUCGGACAGUACGUGACCCAGGCCAUGUGGACCAAGGAUUCGCCGUUGUUGCAGCUACCGCACUUUACGCCGGCAGAAGUAGCACACGUGGAUAAAGGCAAGGUCAAGAUUGGAACGGUCCAAGAAUAUCGCGCGCAGGCGGAAGACCAGCGCAAAGGCAUGGCCACAUUUUCCGACUUGCAGAAGAAGGAUAUCGCCAACUAUCUCCACAUUUUCCCGGAUAUCACGGUUGAAUCCAAAGUUUUUGUGGACGACGACGAAGAUGACAACGUGUACGAAGGGGAUUUGGUAACCAUUAUGGUUACAAUAACUCGGAACAAUCUGGCAGACGGUGAAAAGGCGGGUCUCGUGCACGCACCCCGAUUUCCCUUUCCCAAGAAGGAAGCUUGGUGGAUUAUUUUGGGGCAACUUAAGGAGGGCAAGAUCAUUUCGAUUGAUAAGGUUGGUAAUUCCAACAAGAAGGUGCAACACGCCAUCAAGUUCUUGGCACCGCCGCAGGGUACGUACGAAUUCGAUCUACUUAUCAAAUCGAACGGAUACGUGGGUGUCGACCAAAAAUUGAAAGUAGACAUGACCACAUUGGACAACUCGGCCUUACCGGAAUACAAGGUGCAUCCGGAUGAUGCCGAGCUGGACGAUGAGCCGACACUGUUCGAGGAGAUGCUGAACGCCCACAUUGAGCAGGAUUCGGAUGAUGAUGAUUCGGACGAGGAAGAUUCCGAUGACGAAGAUCAGCCACAAACAGAAGCCGCCAAGAAAAAGGAGCAAUUGCGAAAGGCACGGCAAGCUGACAAAGAUGACGACGACGAUGAUUCGGAUGACGAAGCGGAAGAGGUGUACGCCGAUAAGUAGACUCCUCCGGCGUUACACUUCCUAUUUCGGCCCGAUACAUUUCUAACUAUUAAGAACUUAUAGGUUGGAUUUACAUAUAC